AUGUGGGGCUGCUGCUUCUCCUCCUGGUUGAUCUCCUUCCUGGGGAACUCCACCGUCCGGCGCAGGCGAUACGCCCGCUUCUCCGCCGCCGCUGCGGACUGCCAGAACGAGAACUGGAUCUCCGGCAACAGUCUGUAUAAGAGACACCCUCAUCUCCAGAGAUUGGAAGCUUGCGACAACUCACCAUGGCAGCUCUUCCCGGUCCUCACCUACAUCAUCGUGUCCGGCCUCUUCCAGAACCCCUUCGUGGCCAGUCGCGUGCUCCACAUCUGCUGCAAUGGCGACCCGCCGGACCUGAACUUCGCCACCGUGGUUUUCCGCCAGAUACGGCGGCCCAACCUCUUCUCUUGGAACACAAUCAUCAAGGGCUUCGCCGAGUCAGAGGACCGCCGCUCCAUCGCCUUCUCCUUCUACCGCCAGAUGCUCGACAGGGGUAUCCUUCCCGACAAGCACACAUUCCCUUUCCUCCUCACUGGUUGCAGGCCUCCAUCCACAGCCAAAUCGGGAAAAUUUCUGCACGCCCACUGCGUGGUUCUUGGAUUUUCCAUGGACACCUUCGUCCAGACAGCCCUGGUGAACAUGUACCUGGGAUGCGGGCAUAAGACGGAUGCACGGCACCUGUUCGACAAAAUGACCAGCCGCGAUAUCGUCUCCUGGACUUGUCUGAUCUCCGGCCUGAUCGCCGGCGGUCACCAUGAAGAAGCCCUGGAGGUCUUCAAAGCUCUGAGGAGCGACGAGGGCCAGUCCGCUGUCAAGGCGACGGUGGCGACGAUGGUCUCGGCGAUGGCGGCUUCCGCCUUCCUCGGCGCCCUGGAUCAUACUCGUGCCCUCCAUGGGAACCUGGAGAAGACUGGCUACAUGGCGGACACCUUCAUCGGCAACUCUCUGAUCAACGGCUACGCCAAAUGUGGAAGCAUCGGCUCCUCCUCCAAAAUCUUCCAGCAGAUGAAGGACAGAGACCUGCUCUCGUGGACGGCGAUCAUCUCCGGGUUUGCCGCAAAUGGGAUGGCCCAAGAGGCCCUCGGCGCGUUCGCGGGCAUGAGGGCCGCCGGAAUCGUUCCCGAUCCGGUCGCCUUCCUCGCCGUCCUCUCCGCCUGCAGCCAUGCGGGGCUGGUCGAUGAAGGCGUGGAGAACUUCGAGCUGAUGCAGAGGAGCUACAAGCUCUCCCCGGGGCUGAAGCACUACGGCUGCAUGGUGGACCUCUUCGCAAGGGCGGGGCUCCUCCGCAGGGCCUGCGAGUUCAUCUCGGCGAUGCCCCUGCGGCCGUCAAUGGCGGCGCUGGGCGCCCUGCUGAGUGCCUGCAGGGCCAAGGGCGAGCUGGAAUUGGCGGAAGCUGUCGCUGGAGUGAUCGUGUCGUCCGGCGAGAGCGCCAGCGGGGCCGGCGUGCUGCUGUCCAACAUGUACGCCGACGAGAGCAGGUGGCAGGAAGCUUCCCUGGUCAGGAAGAAGGUAACGGGAGGAGGUCUGAGGAAGCCUCCCGGGCAUAGCUGGAUCGAGGUCGAGGGUGUCGUCUACAGGUUCAUGGUUGAGAACGGGUCGGACCCUCACCUGAAGGAGAUCAUAUCCGCCCUGGAUGCCUUCGCAAAAGAUGGACGCAGCUGA
This is a messenger RNA of Spirodela intermedia, 1602 nucleotides long. The record is from the annotation of a GenBank genome assembly. Lineage: Eukaryota; Viridiplantae; Streptophyta; Magnoliopsida; Alismatales; Araceae.